CUCUCUUUUUUGUUUCUUUCCAUUGAUUUUGAGGUUGAUCUUCCAAGAGUUCCCCCUUCCACUUUUCCAGAUAUUAUUUCUUGGCUCUGACCCACUUCUUGCUUUUCCUCCCUAACCUGUAAAAUCUGUCAACUUUUUCCUCCGAUUCACUUCGCCUCUCCCAAUCAAUCCUCGCCAAGUUUCUUGAUAUAAGAUCGGAUGUCGUUCCGAAGCAUAGUUCGCGAUGUUAGAGGAAGCUUUGGGAGCUUAUCUAUGCGCACCUUUGAUGCAAGGCUGCCCAUACAUAACAAUGGGAGAUCCAACAGUUCAGUGGAUCUCCUGCUGGGCCACCACAACCAGCUCGAGGUGGCCCAAAACAGUUGUUGGGCUAAUCUACCCCCAGAGCUUCUUUUUGAUGUGAUCACGCGCUUGGAGGAGAGCGAGAGCGCGUGGCCCGCCCGCAAGCAUGUCGUGGCUUGUGCUGCCGUCUGCAGGUCUUGGAGGGGCAUUUGCAAGGAAAUCGUAAGAGUUCCGGAACUGUGUGGGAAGCUCACUUUCCCCCUUUCACUCAAACAGCCAGGGCCUAGGGAUGGAAUGAUGCAAUGCUUCAUCAGGCGCGACAAGACUAAUUUGACAUACCAUCUUUACUUGUGUCUUAGUCCCGCAUUGCUAGUUGAAAAUGGAAAGUUCCUUCUUGCUGCAAAAAGAACACGGAGAACUACGUGCACGGAGUAUCUUAUCUCUAUGGAUGCAGAAAGUAUCUCUCGAUCCAGCAACACUUAUAUCGGUAGAGUGAGAUCAAAUUUUAUGGGGACAAAGUUCAAAAUAUACGACACACAACCCCCUGAAACCGGGGCAACAACCACCGCGCCGCCGCCAGGGCGCACGAGUUUCAGGCUCCACUCCAAGAAAGUCUCUCCCAAAACCCCAACCGACACCAACAGUUACAACAUAGCCCAGAUCGCCUACGAGCUGAACGUGCUCGGGACGCGGGGCCCGCGGAGGAUGCAGUGCGUGAUGCAGUCCAUUCCCGCCUCGGCCCUCGGAGCCGGCGGCACGGCGCCAGGUCAGCAGGAGCUCUGCCCGCGGCCCGCGGAUGACUCGUUCCGGUCCAAGUCAUCCGGGCCCACCACCACCACGGCCGCCACCGAGUUCAGCAGCGCGCGGUUUUCCGGCGAGAGUGAUCCGGCGAUGAGACCCUUGGUUCUGAAGAACAAGGCGCCGCGCUGGCACGAGCAGCUGCAGUGCUGGUGCCUCAACUUCAGGGGGAGGGUCACGGUGGCGUCAGUGAAGAACUUCCAGCUGAUUGCCGCCGCCGCCUCGGGGAGCGGUGAUCACGGCGGCGAGAAAAUCAUUCUGCAGUUUGGGAAGGUUGGGAAGGAUGUGUUCACCAUGGAUUACCGCUACCCUUUGUCUGCGUUCCAAGCUUUUGCCAUCUGCCUCAGUAGCUUUGACACCAAAUUGGCUUGUGAAUAAUAAAUCAAUAAUAGAUCAAACAAAAAAAAACCUUUUUUAUGUGUCUUUUAUUGUUCUGUUGUUUUCCACUACGGACUGAGCUUCUGAGUUCGAGACACUGUUAACUGAUUGGGUCCAUUGCAGAUCUAACGAAAGAGAUGUCACCCUUUGUUCAAGAAAUUAGCUCCGUCAUUCAAAACUCAUAGGGAUUUUUUUAACAAUAAUAAGUCUAAUAUAAU
This is a messenger RNA of Cuscuta campestris, 1673 nucleotides long. Lineage: Eukaryota; Viridiplantae; Streptophyta; Magnoliopsida; Solanales; Convolvulaceae. The record is from the annotation of a GenBank genome assembly.